AUGGCGACAAACCCAAAUGCAGAAGAGCAGACACGUGGAACAGAAAAUGAGCAAGAAGCAAAGCCUGUGCCUGUUGGGUGGUUACAGAAAAUCGAAGAGCAGUAUAGGAAAACCAAAGCACAUGCUGAGGCUUACCCCUAUGUAUGGGGGUCUUAUAUUCUUGUAUACGGAGGUUUUGGCCUAUGGUUAACCUACAGGUGGAGAGUUCUACGCAACACUGAAGACAGAGUUCGAGCUCUUCAAGAGAGGAUCCGCAAACAAAAUGAGGAGGCGUCUAGCUCUGCUAAAGUUGUAGAGAGAAAAGUAAAAUACGGUUCAUCAACACCCAAGCCACCAUCUAUUGAUAAAGCUAACAAAUAGUUGGUUUAAGAUACUGUUGAAAGAUAAAUACUCCCCAGGAAACCUAUGUUUUGCAGUUCUAGUGCAGAGAAGCGGAAGAUUCUGAUGCAAAUACCUCUCUUUCACCCGUCGUUUGAUCAUAUGAACAACAUUUCCAGUCUGUGGUAAGUUAAAAAAGUAUUAUUUCAGCUUUAUUCAAGUAACAGAUUUUAAACAUAAACGAUGGGGUGUAAACAAUUGAUUCUGCCUUUUUUUGUGGGCAUUUCUUGGAUAGUUUGCGGUUAAAACGCAAAAUAAGAGUAUUCUUUUUUGCUAAA
Messenger RNA from Salvia miltiorrhiza (redroot sage), 656 nucleotides. RefSeq lists its product as uncharacterized. The transcript has a single exon. The record is from RefSeq and is a predicted model, not a curated record. Lineage: Eukaryota; Viridiplantae; Streptophyta; Magnoliopsida; Lamiales; Lamiaceae. Bases 1 to 360 code for a protein of 119 amino acids.